This is a messenger RNA of Serpula lacrymans var. lacrymans S7.9, 645 nucleotides long. RefSeq lists its product as uncharacterized. NCBI's taxonomy places the organism in Eukaryota, Fungi, Basidiomycota, Agaricomycetes, Boletales, Serpulaceae. The transcript is spliced from 4 exons. Gene Ontology annotation, molecular function: nucleic acid binding. The record is from RefSeq and is a predicted model, not a curated record. Bases 1 to 645 code for a protein of 214 amino acids.
AUGUCAGGAAAAAAAUCCCGAAAAUUUUGCAUCACUGUGGGAUUCAUGUGCAAUGCAAAGGGAAUGGAAAAAUGGCCAAUUUUCAACAUUGGCAAGUCAAAGCAGCCCUGCUAUUUUGGAAAGAAAUUGCCAGCAGAGCAUGGGUUCUGGUACCGUAACAAUAAAAUAGCAUGCAUGACCUCUGAAAUCUUUGAGGAGAAGCAUGGGCCAGUAUCAGUGCUGAUACCAUUAAAAAUUGUUGGGAGCACGCUUUUGCAAUGUUAUAUUUUCCCCCUGCUAAACACGAUUAAGACAAGUGACAUUGCAGGAAAGGACUUGGAUGAUCUGACCUGUGAUCCUGCAGCAUGGUUAAUUAUUCUCAAGUUCACAAAUAGCACCAUCAGCUCAUUACCAGAGAUCAAAAACCUCCUUCAUGCCCAUCUUGGGGCCUGCUUCAAUUUCUCCCAGUGGAAACUGGCCAUUGACACAGUCAUGGCAGCUGUUACAGCUGCCAAUGAGUUGCAGCAGAAGGCACUGAUUCCCAGUGAAAACAGAACAUUUCCCGCUGUCCCCAUGUCACACCUGUUGCACCCUGAACUCAGUCAGGUUGUGUCUGAGUUAAUGCAAAUAGUGGUGCUGAGUUUGACAAGGGGAUAUGGAUGGUGA